Messenger RNA from Fukomys damarensis (Damara mole-rat), 2629 nucleotides. RefSeq names its product RNA binding motif protein 41 (gene Rbm41). Gene Ontology annotation, biological process: mRNA splicing, via spliceosome. The record is from RefSeq and is a predicted model, not a curated record. Gene Ontology annotation, molecular function: pre-mRNA intronic binding; U12 snRNA binding. The coding region runs from base 25 to 1335 and encodes 436 amino acids. NCBI's taxonomy places the organism in Eukaryota, Metazoa, Chordata, Mammalia, Rodentia, Bathyergidae. The transcript is spliced from 8 exons. Gene Ontology annotation, cellular component: U12-type spliceosomal complex.
UUAGAAAUAAAGGCCUGUGGAAACAUGAAGAGGGUUAACAGCUGUGUGAAGAGUGAUGAGCAUGUCCUGGAGGAGCUGGAAACAGAAGGGGAGAGGCAGCUGAAAAGCCUCCUUCAGCAUCAACUUGAUACUUCUGUCUCCAUUGAGGAAUGUAUCUCUAAGAAAGAAAGUUUUGCCCCUGGUACUGUGUACAAGCCCUUUGGGAAGGAAGCAGCUGGGACUAUGACUUUGUCCCAGUUCCAAACACUACAUGAAAAGGACCAGGAAACUGCUUCUCUCAGGGAACUAGGGCUCAAUGAAACAGAAAUCAUGAUCUGGAAGAGCCAUAUUUCAGGUGAAAAGAGGACAAAGCUGAGGGCAACUCCUGAAGCAAUACAGAAUCGUCUUCAAGAUAUUGAAGAAAGGAUUUCAGAGCGUCAGCGCAUCCUUUGCUUGCCACAGAGAUUUUCAAAGAGCAAACAGCUGACCCGGCGAGAAAUGGAAAUAGAAAAGUCUUUAUUUCAGGGAGCUGAUCGUCACUCCUUCCUUAAGGCUCUUUACUACCAAGCAUACCACAAAAAGACAAGUGCAGACAAGUACAUGACCUCAAUGAAGAGGAAGAUAAAAUUAGGCACAAAAGAUGAACCCCAAAAGAAGAACAAAGGUGAUCCUAUGAACAACCUGGAAAAUUUUUACCAAGAGAUGAUAAUGAAAAAACGUCUUGAAGAGUUCCAAGUUAUGAGAGGUGAACCCUUUGCUUCCCACUCACUGGUCUCAGCUGCAUCAGUGGGUGAUAGUGGCACAGCUGAGAACCCAUCAUUACUCCAGGACAAGGGAAAACAGGCAGCACAGGGUAAAGGUCCCAGUCUCCAUGUGGCAAAAGUUAUUGAUUUUUCACCUGAGCAGUGUUGGACUGGGCCUAAGAAGCUGACGCAGACAAUAAAAUUUGUCCCAGAAGAUGAGAUCCAAAGAAAUCGUUUGUCAGAGGAAGAGAUCCGAAAAAUUCCUAUGUUUUCUUCAUAUAAUCCAGGGGAACCAAACAAGGUGUUAUACUUGAAAAACCUUAGCCCUCGGGUGACUGAAAGAGAUCUUGUGUCAUUAUUCGCUCGGUUCCAGGCGAGGAAAGGACCUCCAAUUCAGUUCCAAAUGAUGACUGGACGGAUGAGAGGACAGGCUUUCAUCACCUUUCCCAGUAAGGAGAUAGCAUGGGAAGCCUUGCAUCUAGCAAAUGGAUAUAAACUACAUGGGAAAAUAUUGGUGAUAGAGUUCGGAAAAAACAGAAGUCAACGGUCAGAUCUCCAGGCUGCUUCUCUCAUAUCUACUACAGAUAGUACUGUCAUGAUCAGUAAUAGCUAAAAUGAAUAUACAUAGUCCCAAAUGAUAAGUCUUGCAUCAGAAUCUUGGAGCUAGGAUUCAUGUAUAAAUUUGUUUGAAUAACAGAAAUUAACUGAGAGAGGAAUAAAAGUAAUUAGGACAAUGGCUUUCAGCUAUUGGAGACCAUUAGAAUGCAUUUUCUACAAUCAAUAACUAUAUAGGACAGACAAUAUCAUGAGUAUUAAGGGUAAUAUACAAAGUGUAUUAUUUUCUCAAGGUAAAUUACAUAGGAUUAUUCCUGAGAAUUUUGUAAAAUCUUUAUUAUUUUCUGACAUCUUCAAUAUUUACCCCUAGAAAUAACAUUCUUUUCAGGCCUGUCUCCUGUAUACAAAAUUUUAAAACUAAAUGUUGAAAUAUUUAUUUACUCAGGCACACUUAUUCCUAAUUUUAUAUACCCAGUAAAUAAAUGAGCAGGCCCCAAGGCCUAAGCCUCAACAAAUGCUAUUAUGUCAACACUAGUAACAGGAGAUAGAUUCAUAAAGCCAGUCAACAUGUUCCACACCAACUUAUCAGUCUUUAAAGUUCUAUAUAUUUUGCCAGGGAUUUAGCUCAGUGACCCUGAGCCUUCCUUGCAAGCACAAGGUCCUGAUUUAGAUCCCUGGUACUGAAAAACAAUUAUAUAUUUUUAUAAUUGAAAUCUUUUAGAUCAAAAUAUUGAUUUUCACAUGGCCAUUUAAUAAGCUAGAUGCCAUUGAGUAAUCAUUGAAUUCAAAGCAAUAAUUGUUGGACAUGUAAUAUAUUAACUAUAUAAGUUUAGAAGAAGAACAUGCUAGCAAGAAUACCAAAGGGACAUGGAAAGAGUUCUCUAGAAGAGAGAUAGCCUGUCUCAAAUCCCCUAGUUGUUUGUUUAUGGUUGCUGAAAAAAUAGAAGAACAAUAUGGUGCACAAGAAUUGCCACAAACUUUGGAGUAAAACCUUUAAUCCUCACAGCCAUACUUUCCACUCUGAACUUGAUAAGUCAUUUAAUCUGGUCCUCAGUUUUCUCAUCUACAAAACGAGGAUGAUAAUACUACUUACCUCAUUAGGUUGUGAGGAUUAAAUGAGAUAUUAUCCAGGGUGAAGAACAAAGAAAAGAGAAUGAAUAAAAAUAGAGAUUAAGGAUUUUUGAGAUACCUUUAAGCAUUCAGUGUGUGAUUAUUGGGAGUACAGAGAAAGAAAAGAAAAAGGAGUAGAAAAACAUUCCAAGAAAUAGUGUCUGAGCCACGCAUGGUGGCAUACAUCUGUUGUCUUAGCUAGCACUUGAGAAGCUGAAGCAGAAGAAUUGCCACAAGUUCAA